Molecule: messenger RNA, 975 nt
Organism: Klebsormidium nitens
Lineage: Eukaryota; Viridiplantae; Streptophyta; Klebsormidiophyceae; Klebsormidiales; Klebsormidiaceae
Source: the annotation of a GenBank genome assembly
AUGGCUCUCCUCGGAAGGCAUCGUGGAAGGAUGAAUCCAUCUGCUGCGGCCAUCAGCCUGAUGCUCUUCGUGAUUAUGGUGCACUUCCGCGCUGCAAAAGGCGCCAUUCUCGGAGCAACGGACGCUUUGGAGUCACACUUCAUAGUGAGGCGCAAUGGUCGAGAGAGUCUCACUUUCGACUUCGACGGAGAGAAGGACAAGAGCUACUGUAUGGUCUCAGACAGGCGCCUGCAGGUGAAUGUCCACAUGUCCGGUCUUCCCCCAGGCACUACAGUGGCCUCUCAGCCAGGCGAAGACGUGGCACUAUUUCAAGAAGGCACGUGGAUGUCGGCCCUUGGGAUAAUGUACAUCGAUCAUGAUGAGGAGCAGCAGAGACUUACGAUUGAGCUGGACCAGUUAGUUGCACAAGUUGGCGGAGAGCUUCCCUUCAUAUUGACCUUCAACGGGGAUCCAACGAUUGUUUUGAAUUCGGCUCAGGCCACGGGCUCCACCAUCUGGCGCAGCACUGACAGCUUCGCGAGCGUCAGCCGCGUCGCCGGACGUCCGAACGCCCUGCUCGUGAUUGUUCCGGACGUUCUCGAAAUGGAGCUGGAAGCAGAAGUCGAAGAAGACAUCAUUACUGACCCGCCCGUCUACUUUCUCAACUUUGACUUCAAGAGGAUUGUGGUCGGUGCGGAAGUACACGGAUUCCUGGGCCAAAUGUUUGCUCCCGGCGCAGAGGAAGCGCGCUCGGCUACGGAAACGCUCGACGGCUUCCUCCUUCGCGAAUAUGUGGAGGGCGUGAAUGCGGACUACGAGACGUCCGGCGUGACUUCAACCGACUGCAUCUUCAACCGCUACAACAUGGCUUCCGACGACAAAGUCCUCGAAGCCAAUGCUUUAGAAGAAAUGGGCGCGACUCUACAAAACGGAAACUUCCAGAGUCACCGUCUCGGACGUCGUCUCAUGGUCCAGGAUUUCAUUGGUCGCCCUUAG